Molecule: messenger RNA, 3768 nt
Organism: Eutrema salsugineum
Lineage: Eukaryota; Viridiplantae; Streptophyta; Magnoliopsida; Brassicales; Brassicaceae
Exons: 4
Coding region: 1-3768 (1255 amino acids)
Molecular function (GO): RNA-DNA hybrid ribonuclease activity; nucleic acid binding
Source: RefSeq, a predicted model, not a curated record
AUGACAAGUCUACAAAGGGGCCUAAGUCCAAAGGCCCAUCUGCUCCUGAAUUGUCAAGGCGCGGGAGCCGACUUGACGAAAGAUCACCUUGAAGAGCUCCACAAAUGUUUUUUCCCUCGAUUUUUAUUUUUAUCAGAAACUAAGAACAAUCGGAUAUUUAUGCAAGAUAUGCAAAUGUAUUUUGGCUAUGACCAUGUCUGUACCGUUGAACCGAGAGGUCUAAGCGGCGGUCUAGCCCUUUUUUAUAUGGAUGAACCUUCGGUUUUUAUUACUUUUUCAGAUGAGCACUUGAUUGAUAUAGAAACAACUCUAGACGGACAUAAAAUUUUUAUGACUUUCGUCUACGGAGAUCCGGUCGUAAAAAACCGAGACAGUGUCUGGGAACGACUUACAAGAAUGAGCAUCCACAGAAAAGACGCAUGGUUCAUGAUUGGCGAUUUCAACGAGAUUACUGGAAACCAUGAAAAACGUGGAGGCAGGAGGAGACCGGAAUACUCAUUCAUUCCCUUUCGAACCAUGCUAGACCACUGCGGAAUGCUAGAUUUCCCAUAUAAAGGGAACUCUUUUUCAUGGGUCGGAAGGAGACGGUCGGGCAAAGUCAAAUGUCGGCUCGAUCGAGCUGUAGGGAACGGAGUAUGGCAAUCCACCUUUUCCCACACUAUUGUGGAGUACCUUAGAUUAUGGGGGUCGGACCACCGGCCAGUGCUGGCUAUGAUACAGGUGGACAACCGAAGGAGUAAUAAGUCAUUUAGAUUCGACAAAAGAUGGCUGGGGAAACCUGGAUUUAAAGAAGCGGUAACCUCCGGCUGGGGCUCUUUUGAUGGCGUCUCACGUCGAGAUUUUCAUCAAAAGGUAGCAAACUGCCGUAAGAGUAUCUCCACAUGGAAGAAGUCCCUACCAACUAAUUCAGAAAAAAUGAUAGACGCCCUUAAAGACCAGCUAGACGCAGCACAGGAUGACGAAAGUACAUCUUUUGAAGAGAUAGAGGAGAUCAGGAGAAAACUCAGUGCCGCUCUUCGUGAGGAAGAAAUGUUUUGGAAACAGAAGAAACCAGAUUCGGCACUCCGGUAUAUUACCGAGAAAGUAACAGAAUCAUCCAAUCAAUUUCUGCUAAAGGAGCCCUCAGAGGCAGAAAUUAAAAAAGCACUUUUCGAUAUCAAUCCGGAUAAAGCGCCCGGCCCGGAUGGAAUGACAUGUAAAUUUUAUCAAAAAUUCUGGCAGGAGUUCCGCCAUGAUAUAGUGAAUUUAGUCACCGAAUUUUUUACAUCGGGGUCCUUUGAUCCUAGACUUAACCAAACAAACAUAUGCCUUAUCCCUAAGAAAGAUAAGCCCAGAGCAAUGGUAGAAUUUCGGCCAAUAAGUCUGUGUAACGUAAGCUAUAAGAUCAUUUCGAAGCUUAUGUGUAACAGAUUAAAAAGGGUUCUACCUAACUUGAUCUCGGAAACCCAAUCGGCCUUUAUGGCUAGACGCCUUAUUACAGACAACAUUCUGUUGGCCCAAGAAAACUUUCAUGCCUUAAGAACCAACCCAGUGUGUAGAGAAAGUUUCAUGGCCAUCAAGACAGAUAUGAGUAAAGCAUAUGAUAGAGUAGAAUGGAGCUUCCUUGAAGCCCUUAUGAUCAAGCUAGGAUUCUCGGAAAGAUGGGUUAAAUUAUUGAUGUUCUGCAUCUCUUCAGUCUCCUACCAAGUCCUUUUAAAUGGAGAACCGAGGGGUAAAAUCACCCCAUCUAGAGGUUUACGUAUAGGAGACCCUCUCUCUCCUUUUCUCUUUAUCCUGUGCACAGAGGCCCUUAUCUCACUCCUCAAGGGAGCAGAAGAAGAAAAGCGUAUAUCUGGGCUAAAAGUAGCCCAAGCAAGUCCACCAGUUUCACACCUCCUCUUCGCUGACGAUAGCUUGUUCUUCUGUAAAGCGGAGCUUCAGCAGGGAGCUGAGAUUUUCAGGAUCCUUAACACAUAUGGGUCAGCCUCGGGACAACAGCUUAACCUGGGUAAAUCCUCCAUCAUGUUCGGGAAUCGAGUGGAUCCAAACUUAAAACAAGGUAUCAGGAAUGCCAUUGGCAUUACUUCGGAGGGGGAAUGGGUAUGGGUAACGGACAAAUUACGUAGUGCCAUUGCUAAUUUUUGGUGGAGCUCAAAACCAAAUAACGGUGGGAUACAUUGGAUUGCCUGGGACAAAAUCUGCAUCCCCAAAGAAAUGGGAGGUCUUGGAUUUAGAGAUUUACAAGAUUUUAAUUUGGCCCUUCUAGCUAAACAGCUAUGGCGACUUAUUUUAUAUCCCUCAUCUCUCUUGGCACGGGUUCUAAGAGGCAGGUACUAUAGACAAUCAGACCCUUUAGAGGACCGGAAUGUUUACUCUCCAUCAUACGGAUGGCGCAGUAUUAUGGCCGCAAAACCAUUCUUAAAAAUGGGACUUAGAAAGACGAUAGGAUUGGGCCUAAACACGAGAGUGUGGAGUGAACCAUGGAUCCCUGAUACCAGAGCUCGGCCGGCAAUUGCCGUCCCAAUCAUGAGAUAUCGAGACCCGGGAUUGUUGGUUUACUCUUUUAUCCGGCAAGAUACGAAACAAUGGGAUAUCCACCUUCUACGACAAUUCUUCCAACCGGAGGAUGUGUCUCUCAUCCUUGGGUUGAGACCUAGCCAAACUCGAACUUUGGAUGGAUAUGCAUGGAACCACUCGAAGUCAGGACUCUAUUCAGUCAAGUCUGGAUAUGACCUGAUCAGAAGAACGAGAUUAGCUCAAGAAGACGGAACAGUCUUAGAACCGAGCAUUACGGCCCUCAAAAGACAAGUAUGGAAAGUCCGUACCCCUGGGAAGAUGAAGCAUUUUAUGUGGCAAACUUUAUCAGGGUGCAUUGCUACAUGCCAGAACCUCACUUAUCGCCACUUGGGCUCGGACAGGAGUUGCCCCCGCUGUGGGGACCCCGAAGAGUCUAUCAACCAUCUUUUAUUUCUAUGUCUCCCGGCUUUACAAGUCUGGGCGUUAUCGGACUUCCCGUCCCUUCCGGGCUUCUUCCUGAGUACCUCUAUUUAUCAAAAUAUGAGCUUUCUCCUUUUGGAAACAAAGGAGAUAGGCAUGACAGAUCCACAAAAAGAUGUCUAUCCUUGGAUCCUAUGGUAUAUUUGGAAGGCACGAAACGAUAAAAUCUUCAAGGGGAGAGAAAUCUCCCCGGAAUAUACUUUGAUCCACGCAAAGGUGGAAGCGGAAAGCUGGAGAAUCGCAAAUCAAUCAGAGGAAGACGAGGAAGUAGUUCAGGAACACUUCGUGCCUCUUCCCCCCUUGACACCUACACCCGGGGUUCUGCGGACUCUAUUUUGCCGGAUCGACGCCUCGUGGAUUGAUCACGGACCGGUCAGCGGCUUCGGAUGGACCUUGGAAGACGGAAGAGGUGGAGAAUUUUUCGGUCAACAAGGAUGCCCCAGAAGCCUCUCCGCUCUUCAUGCAGAGAUGAAUUGCUUACUAUGGGCGAUGUCAUGCUUGAGAGAAAGACAGAUUACUUCGGUUCUCUUUCAGACUGAUUGUUUAGACCUUGUAAGCAUGUCAGAAUCUCCGGCGGAUUGGCCAAUCUUCAGGUCGGAGCUGGAAAUCUUCGGAAACCUUCGUGGAAGCUUUUCGGAAUUUGCUUUAUCUCACAUCCCUAGAUCUCAAAACAUCCGGGCGGAUAGUCUUGCUAAAGGAGCCCGAGUUAGAAGCAUCAUUUUCUCCCAUAUCCAUCAUACCGAGCUAGUCGAAGAGGUUCCUCGGAGCCUUACUCCGGCUGGCCACACGUGA